This is a messenger RNA of Pichia kudriavzevii, 1533 nucleotides long. RefSeq lists its product as uncharacterized. The record is from RefSeq and is a predicted model, not a curated record. Lineage: Eukaryota; Fungi; Ascomycota; Pichiomycetes; Pichiales; Pichiaceae. Gene Ontology annotation, molecular function: protein binding. The transcript has a single exon. Bases 1 to 1533 code for a protein of 510 amino acids.
AUGGGGUCCCUUACAUUUUUAACCGAUGCUGUAUCUGCAAUCAAGAAAAGCGUGUCCGAUAAUUUACCCCUUAUGCUGUACAUCUCUGACCACGCCUCGGAAACCAUCGGGGACAAUCCAACGGACAAUAAUAACAAAGACGAAUAUAUUACUAGAGUUAUAAUAGAUAACAAACAUUUGUCCGAAGAAUGUAUUAGUUGCAUUUCAGAAAAAUUCAUCAGGUUGAAAAUUAUCAAAGGUUCAACAGAUUACCUCAAUUUGCUUGCAAUAAUGCCUCUUUUUGAUAAAGUGGUUGUUCCAUGUUUAUUUUUCAUAUACUCUGGCCAAGUAAUUGACGCUUUCCCACAAGAUAUUGACCCUAUAAAAGUGGAAGGUAAAAUUAUGGGUCUCCUUGAUAAAAUCUCAAAACAAAGCGCAACUUUGACAUCAUCUUCAACACCGGCGCCACCAGGAGCUAGAGUGCCAACAACAACAAAUGUGUCAUCGCCACCUCCAGAGGUAGACCAAUCUAUCCGGAGCUCAAACUCGAUGUUCUACUCUACUUCUAAUACUACUUCACAAGAAGCAAGUAGUGGUUCUAAUAAUCCAUCAAAAAGUAAUGCCAAGUCUUUAAAGGAAGAAGCGGCAGAACUUGCAGCACUUAAAUAUAGGGAGUCCCUAUUAAAGCAAAGACAGCAAGCAAUGGAAGAUCGACAACGUAUCCUGCAUCUUCUUGAGCAAGAUAGAAGGGAAAACAAACCAACUGAAAAUGUUACAAAGCAGCUCGAAGUUCAUGAGAAUAUUCAUAACGUGAAGCUACAGAAUAGGGAAAAGUAUACAAUCCAACUUAAAUUACUAGAUGGAAGUACUAAACGUGUGAAUUUUAAGGCAAAUGAUCGGCUAUUAGAUGUACGAAGUUACAUUCUUAAGGAGCUUCCUGAGUAUAAUUCUUUCCCAUUUUAUUUUUUCAAAAACAUAGAUAGAAUUACCUAUGGCGAUGCAGAGGAACUGCAAUCUUUGAAAUCUCUAAAUCUAAACAUGUCGACACUAAUAAUCAAGCCAAUGGAUCCUGAAGAUAUUCCAAAGGCUAACAUCACUAAUGAGUAUCCCAAUACAUCAUCAUUUGGAUGGUUCAAAAGUAAAAUUUACUCGUUCCUAUGGCCUGAAUCAAAUCCGGCAGCAAGUGAGACCGAUAAUGAAAGCGAUAAAGGUUUAGUUUACCACACACCACCUAGUCACACUCCAUGCCAUGAUUCAAAUUCCUCUCUAAGGCCGGUGUUGAGUAGUUUUAAUCUUUAUGGGUCUCAGUCCUUCCUGUCUUCUUCUUCCAUUGAUCUUGUUCAGGAAUCUAAUUCCAUACCGCCUGCAUCAUCAACGUCGUCCCAAUCUCUGCCACAAGCGCCAACAGCGAUAACAUCAUCACCAUCGCCGCCAGCACAUUCAUCCGAAGCCUGUAUAAAAAAAUCCAAAAACAAGCCUGACAAAAAGAAAGAUGAAAACAACGUGGAUAAUGGUAAUUCUGUAUCCAUACAUGUCCCCGAAGAUCAAAACUAG